Molecule: messenger RNA, 1075 nt
Organism: Triticum dicoccoides
Lineage: Eukaryota; Viridiplantae; Streptophyta; Magnoliopsida; Poales; Poaceae
Exons: 6
Coding region: 317-742 (141 amino acids)
Source: RefSeq, a predicted model, not a curated record
UCUCUCCUUCCCUCCCCCACAGCUCGCUCGUCAUCCCCGCCACUCCUGCAGCUUCUUCUCCUCCCCCAGACUGCGUCUGCGUCCUCCGAUCCAUCGGAACAGAAGCAGGGCCGUCAUCCGGAUCCCUGCCAGGAGCUCGCGGCCGAGCAAUCCGAGGAGAAUCCAACUAGAACCAGAACCAGGAAAAUUUGGAACGCAAGUACUACAAAGCCAGUUGUAGACCCGGCUGGAGAGAACUCAGGGUCCAUCCACAUCCAUCUCGACUCGAAGCAACCAGGGGAACACGAAAGCCAGUUGAAAGAGCCAGAUCACAAGCAUGGACAGGACAGGAAAUGUGGUAUUGGAUAUUGAGAGCCUGCCUCAACAACCCGAUAAAUGCUGCACUGGAAGUCCAAAGAUGACUAGAGCCCUGUCGCGUAAGGGUCCAAACCGCAUGGAGAGGAGGGGCGGUGAAGAGCAGGAGCCAGAUGACUUGGCAAAAAAAGUUAUCAUUAAAGUUGUUCCAUCUCAGUUGGAGCAGAUCAAGUUGCCGCUAGUGCACAACAAAACUUUGGUCACUCCACAUUGCACUGCCACCGCACCUGUUCUGACUGACUCUGUUGAAGGAAGGUCCAAGAGAUUUAAUCGACUCACGGCGUUUCAUCCGCGCAGAAUUCUUCUCUUCUUUGCAACUUUGUCGAGCGUGGGGACGAUGGUGCUGAUAUACUUCACCCUCGGCAUCACCGGCAAGGUGGAAGCAUAGUCUUUCUUUACAUUGGCGGCGUGGCGGUACAUUCCAUAGCUAGGACCAGCUUUCUUUCUUUUCAGUUUUUGCUUUGUUUUGGGGAGAUGAAGGACUACUGUAGCAUUAUAGCGAUGCAACAGCAAUGGAGACGGACACCAACAUUCAAAAAAAAAGCAAUGGAGAUGACACAGUCAGGCUCUCGUCUCGACCAAGCGGUGCUCGUCAUCACUGCCGCCCAGCCCGGUGUGGUGCUCCUUGGCCUCCCAGAAAUUUUCUUCCGUUGUGUACGUAUAAAGAAAGAGUGUGUGACAGUGUGAGACUGACACAGAGUGCCGUUGGUGAUGAUGAUGA